AUGUCGGAGUCGGCACCUCUUAUCACAGACGAAGACGUAAACCCUCGUUCCAGAUUUGAAACCGCUCGUUCCAGAUCUGAAAACCCUAGUAGUGGAGAAACAUAUCUUAAAACCCUAAGAAGCGGCGGCGCGAUGGAUUUGUCCUUCGUACCCCAGUUCUUUUGCUCCGGCGGCGAUGUAACUCGAUUAGGUGGCGUCUGGCGACUUUUCUGGAGCUACAACUCAAACACCCAUGAAAUUCGAUCGAUCCGUGAUAUUUCUCGACUUCUUGCUUUUUCGUUUUCACGAAAUAAGCAGUUGAACUCUCACUCUCUCAGGUUUUUCAUUUCAAGCGAAGAAAUGGCUGGUGCUGGAAGCAGUAGCAACAGGAGCUGGGCAGAUUUAGUGAAGGGUAAUAAUGGACCUCCAGAUCAUCCAACAAAGAGCUUUAAUGUAGACUUAGGAGAGACUGGAGGAUGGAUAAAACUGUGCGAAGCACUAGCUUGGUGUGGAAAUUUGUUUGGUGAUAUAGAUUUUAUAGACACUGAAAAGCUUGAUUAUACUCUUGUGAGGGCUGUAACAAAGGAAAUGUGGAAGAAUGCCGAAUUAUAUGACGACCUGGCUGAAAAGUCCAAAGCACAACACCAAAUGAGUGAGUAUAACAAAUAUUUGGAGCUUGCAAAGAAACUUAGAAUUGGAGCACAAAAUCAACAAAAGAAAGACAGCAUACGUUUAUUUGAUAAACGACAGAAAGAAUGUAUGACUGUAUUUGAACUUAAUUGUCAUGAUCAGCACCAACCUGAUGCAUACAAUAUGCUUGUCAUACAUCUUUGGAUUGCUUCUCAAAUCAGAAGUAUACAAAAGCUUAAGUUGAUAACAGGUUAUGGGAAAACAACAGGAACGUGUGUCUUGCAACCAAUGUUUAUGAAAAUGCUCGACGAUAUAGGGAUUCAUUACAGCUUUGAAGAGAAUAACCCUGGUGUAUUGAUUAUUGAUGUUGAGGACAUAGGGACUAAUUUCAAAUUAGGGGUGGAGAGAGGUCAGACUUGUCCAUCUGUGUCACCGUUGCCGUGUUUCUUACCUCAUACCAUCUCCGGCCACGUCCCGCCGGCCGGGUAUUGGGAACCAAAUCCCCUCCCAUUUGGUAAUUAA
This is a messenger RNA of Lactuca saligna, 1131 nucleotides long. The record is from the annotation of a GenBank genome assembly. NCBI's taxonomy places the organism in Eukaryota, Viridiplantae, Streptophyta, Magnoliopsida, Asterales, Asteraceae.